This is a messenger RNA of Contarinia nasturtii (swede midge), 1758 nucleotides long. RefSeq names its product general transcription factor 3C polypeptide 5-like. Gene Ontology annotation, biological process: transcription initiation at RNA polymerase III promoter. Lineage: Eukaryota; Metazoa; Arthropoda; Insecta; Diptera; Cecidomyiidae. The record is from RefSeq and is a predicted model, not a curated record. Gene Ontology annotation, cellular component: transcription factor TFIIIC complex. The transcript is spliced from 7 exons. Bases 291 to 1691 code for a protein of 466 amino acids.
AAUUUCGUUUAAGACAAAAAAGUACAUUUUAGUUUGACUUUUCUUCACUGAAAGAUUUUCUGCUAAUGCCGAAAAAAACUCUAUUUUUGUGUUAAAUUAUUUAUGUUUGAAUUUUAGUCCAACCGUGCUAAAUGGUUCAUUAGCACUAAAUGCAACUGUCAAAAUGUGUUCUUUAGAUUUGAUAUGUGUUUCGCUGUCAAAAUAGUUGUUAUUAAAAUCAAAUGUAUUGCAAACAAACGAAAUAAGACCCAAGCGGCACGGUAAAACGAUAACGAGGGUAUUUUGUAAUCAUGGAAAUCGAAGAUCGGAAUUUGGUUGGUGUAGAAUAUCCAGGACGCGUUGAAAAUGCCGAUAAUAUGGUCAAAACACUGGGUGGUCUAACAAAUAUCUCAAAAGUUAUAUGUAAUAUGGAUAAAAAGCGAUUAGACUUGACGUUUCGUCCGGAUGAUGUGUUUGCCAAACCAAUUUAUGGUGACUUGAAACCAGCCUCUGGACUCUUACUAAAAGUGGUUUAUUGUCGUCGAAGACGUGACGUUCCCGGUCCCAGCACCGAAGAAGAGGAAACCAAUGAAGAACCAAAGAUCGAUGUUAUCGGUGUUGUUCGAUCGAUUUUCAAAUUCGAGGGUUUAUGCGAUUAUCAAUAUUUACCGAUUGGAACGAAUCUGGCAACGCACAAGGCUGAAUUUAUUUAUGAUGACAUUAUGCCCAACGGACUUCUAUCACCCAAUUGGCUAACUGAUGAUGCGAACAAUGACAUUCCGUAUUUUUUCCCACCGCCAUCUUUCACCCGCGUUGAUACUCCGCAGGACAGUUUCUUCAAAAAGGAUCGUUCAAAGGGGUUGAAUAAAGACCAAUCGUCGCCCUAUGAUUCGGCCCAAUCGACAAUUGUUGGAAUGUCACGUAAUCGCCGUUUCAAACAUGCCUGUUAUAUACCAUUUAGUUUGACAAAUCCAAUACCGGAAAAAGCUCAAUUCCAAGCAUUGAAAAUGCUGAAAUUUAAAUUCAUCACCAAUGAACAAUUUAAUAUGAUAAAAGAGUAUUUGGAUCGUCAACCGAUUUGGUUGCGCAGCUCAUUGGCGUAUGAAACAAAAAUUCCACGACAAAAACUGAAAAUCAUUCUGCCAUCAUUGGCGUAUUAUUUUACAACCGGUCCAUGGCGAUUGAUGUGGGUCCGCUUUGGAUACGAUCCACGCAAAGAUUUUACCAGCCGAUACUAUCAAACAUUGGACUAUCGAAUCCGAUCGAAUACACUCAAAGAAAAGAUUGCGCGCAGCCGAAAAACCAAAACCGAUCCAGACAACACAUAUCCGUACUUUGAAGUAGAUCGUCUGCCUGAAACCCGACAAUCAUUUUAUCGAUACUGUGAUGUACAUGUGCCAAAGAUACAAGAAAUGUUGGACAAAAUACCGACACCACUAUCAGGUGCGAUAUGCAAUGAAAAAACUGGCUGGUUACCACCGAAUUUUGACGAUAAUUGCCGUGAAAUUCUCACCGAAACCAUCAACGAACUAUUGGAAAUGCAACCGGCCGAUUUUGAUCCAAAUCAAUUGGCGUCAACGUCUCGGGAGGCCCAAGCACAAAAUGCCGAACAACCAGAUAAUGAAUGGGAAUAUGGGGAGGACGAAGAAGGUUACGAUGAAGAGGAACGGGAUCCAUCAUAUGUGGAACAUGACUAUGAAGAUGACGAAUGAUCAACGAAUGUAUCAAUUACGAUGACUUGAAACAGAAAUAAAGUUAAAAACCCGCCUUGUAACAGUA